Andrographis paniculata is the source of this 3271-nucleotide messenger RNA. Its product is annotated as autophagy-related protein 9-like. Lineage: Eukaryota; Viridiplantae; Streptophyta; Magnoliopsida; Lamiales; Acanthaceae. Gene Ontology annotation, biological process: protein localization to phagophore assembly site; autophagy of mitochondrion. Gene Ontology annotation, cellular component: phagophore assembly site; autophagosome. Bases 481 to 3075 code for a protein of 864 amino acids. The record is from RefSeq and is a predicted model, not a curated record. The transcript has 10 exons.
UUCACUGCGGGGGAGACGAGACGAGAAGAGACGAGUCUUGUGUGUUAAGCAACAUAUAUACACACAGUACAAGUACAACACCACAACUCCCUCCUCUAGCCGUCCACCCUUAAAAGACCAAACGGCAGACGCAUCGUCUGCCCCCACGUUUCCUCGCCAUUAUAUAAUACUAUUAAUAUUCUAUCGAGGUUAUCAUAGCAAGAAAUUGGGGAGGACCCAACAUAACCAGACGAGAUUCCAAGAAAAUUCGCACCGAAUUGUUACUGGGGUUACGCAAUCCGAACCUUCCUUUCGUCAAUCAGGUUUUGCCCUUGUGGAGGAAAAGGGGAAUUUGUCUCAGAACAGUAAUUAGCUUUCGAUUUUUACUAGUUCUUGCGGGGAUUGGUGUUUCGAAAUUGAAGUGGGUGGAGGACGAUGUUCUGAUUAAGGUGCCCGGGUUAUGGACUGGUUGCCUUCGUAUUCUGUCAGUGUGUGUGAGUGAUGUUCAGAGGGCAAAAAGGCGUUCAUGCUCGCGACAUAUUCAAGUGGAAAUGGAGUAGCUCGCCAUCUCUGACGACUGGGCUGCUUGAUGAUCAACCUCAUGAAAUUGAAUUGUCUGAUUACCAUCAAGCUCCAAGCCAUGGUAGUGAAAGCCCUUCAGGUCUCCUUGAUGGUGAAACUUUGAAUUCCGAGCCAAUUGAUGAUCUGGAUCUGUUUUUCGAGAGGGUUUACACCUAUUACUGUGCAAAAGGCCUUUGGUGCAUAAUUUUCAAGUGGAUAUUUGAGCUACUAACCUUGGCUUUUACUAUAUGCUUUUCUGGAUUUUUUUUGCUCUUCGUCGACUGGUAUGGCCUCCGACAUGCAAAAUGUGGCAUGGACGCUGUGGAAUCUGGGAUCAAACCGUGCGAUUUAUCUCAGGAAGCAUUACAUAAGCAUCCAUUGACACCAUUUACUCUCACCAAAGGCAUAAUUGUAGGAUAUUUGGGAAUCUUUUCGAUCUAUUGGAUUUUCUGCUUUCUAAGGUUCUUUGCACAGUUAAAGGAGACUCUUAAGAUCCGUAAAUUUUACUACAACAGUCUCUGUGUGACGGACAAUGAGAUACAGACGAUGCCAUGGUCAUUAAUUCUUGAAAAAGUUGUUCAAGUGCAACAUUUUCAACAGCUAUGUGUUGUCAAGGAUCUCUCUGCUCAUGAUGUGGUCAUGAGAUUGAUGAGAAAAGAGAAUUACUUGAUUGGGAUGCUGAAUAAAGGGGUGCUUGCCUUCCCUAUAUCUUGGUGGGUGCCUGGUGCUGUUAUAACUACAAAUGUUGGUCCCGACGGCGUUCAACGACGCCUCGUGUUGCCAAAGAUUCUUGAAUGGACCUUGAAUUGGUGCAUACUGCAGAGCAUGUUUGACAGAAACUUCCGGGUCCGGAUAGAUUUUGUCUCUGAUCCUAAAACUUUGAAGAAAACUCUUAUGAUUGUGGGGCUGGCACUGCUUCUACUCUCACCGUUUCUUGUUAUUUUCAUGCUGGUAUAUCUCUUUUUGAGGCAUGCCGAGCAAUUUUAUAAUCAUCCAAGCAUGGCAUCCUCCCGCAGAUGGUCAAACCUCUCGAAGUGGAUCUUCAGGGAAUUCAAUGAGGUUGAACAUUUGUUCAGGCACCGAAUGAAUAGCAGCGUUGAACAUGCUUCUGGUUAUCUAAAACAGUUCCCGUCGCCUAUUCUGACUAUUGUUGCAAAGUUCAUUUCUUUCGUUUCUGGAGGUUUUGCUGCCGUACUUAUAAUCAUUGCGUUUCUAGAGGAAUCACUACUGGAAGGCCAUAUAUUUGGUCGAAACUUAUUCUGGUAUGCUGCAGUUUUUGGAGCAAUAACAGCUAUUAGUCGAGCUGUAAUGAUAGAUGAGCUUCUGGUCUUCGACCCACAGGGGCAAAUGUCUCUCGUUGUACAACAGACGCACUAUAUGCCAAAACGUUGGCGUGGGAGGGAGAACACCGAGGCUGUGCGCAGUGAAUUUGAGACUCUAUUUCAGUACACCGGAGUUAUGUUGUUGGAGGAGAUGGCAUCAAUCUUUCUUACGCCAUUCCUACUCCUAUUUGUUGUCCCUAAGCGGGUGGAUGACAUCUUGCAGUUCAUUAAGGAUUUCACCGCAGAUGUUGAAGGUGUCGGCCACGUUUGUAGUUUUAGCCUCUUCGACUUCGAAAACCACGGCAACAGAAAGUAUGGAUCGCCGUCUGAUUUACCUCCCGAUCGGAGGAGUUCGCAGGGCAAAAUGGAAAAGUCGUUCUUGAGCUUUCAUAUCGCGUAUCCGUCGUGGGAACCCAACGCCGACGGGCAGCGAUUCCUCGACUCGCUGAAAGUAUUUCGGGAUCAGAAACUGCAACGGCUCGGAAUGCCGAUACCCCGUGCGACAUCCGGGACGCAGCGUCACAGUCCGAAUCUAAACAGCUUCUUGAUGCUGCGGAACAGCAACAACUUCGAAUACUUUCAUAUGUUGGAUUCAAUGUGGCUGAUCAACGGCGAGCAGAGGAACUGCCCGUACAUUCUUGACUGGUAUUACACGUCGAAUAAUCACGACAGAGGCGACGAUCCGCGGCACGCGGCAUCGACAAACCACGGCGAGGACACGGAGGACAUGUGGGUCCCUUCCAACUUGCCGAGACACGACGCGGCGUACGACUACGACAAAUGGGACGACACCAUGUUCGAUGACCGAGUACGGUCACGACUUGAGGAAUCUACGGCCGCUCCUCUUUUCCGGGAAAGCGUUCUGCAGCACCACGACGGAAUUGACUCCGUACGCCCUGUGAAGAGCGAGUGGUGGGCAAGGACACGGCACCGCGCUCCCAAUCAAGAAACGAGCUUCCUCGAGCCACCAAAUUUCUUCCGCGAACCCACCCCGGAGUCCAACGACCAUUUCUCCGACAGAAGCCUGGAGGAUCGGCAACUACCGUUCGACGAUUGGAGAAACUCCCGGGCCUUGUCCCGGACUUUCUACAUGGACGAAACGGAUGGCGGCGAUUUCAACCUCCCGUUCGACGACAUCUACCAGAGUCCCCCGGGGAGCGUUGCGGGUGAUGCAAAUACUCCAGCCGAUCGAUCGUUUUCGUCGCGGCGGUGACGGUAACAUUUUCGGGUUUUUAAGGACUAUUCUUCUAUGAACCUCAACCAUGGCAUGAGAAAAAAGAAUGGAAAAUUCUUUGCUGUACAACAUAUCAUCUGUGUACAUAAUUGAAUCCUAAAACCUUUCCCUCACCUUCGUUUUCGAUGAUUUCUAAAUUCUCACACGAAAAAAAAAAAAAAAAAAAAAGGAAAAA